AGGUCAGCAACUAUUCGGUGGCCCAACUUAUGGACAAGUUCCGCAUCACUGACUGCGAGGAGUGGGGCGCCGCCUACGCCGGGGGCCGCCAGCAGAAAGAGUGGAACUACCUGAAGUACUUAGAGACCAGCCACUCCUGCUCCGGCUGGUGCUACCCAGGUGUGCAGCUGUGGUCCACGGGCAUUCACAAGGACUCCUGCGCCGCGGUCGUCUCGCAGCUGUACCGCAGCCACGUCGCCCCCCGUGGGUCUCAGGUGGGCACCUUCAUGCUCGUUGUGCUGGGCGCCGGAAUCGUCGCAAUGAUGGCCUUCGGCCCUGUCCUGCGGAACUACGACGUCGAGUGGUAGUCGCCUCCCCCUUCCCCCCCAGCCGGCGGCGAGCGAGGGGGGGGGGGAGAAGGAGAAGGCCUUCUCAGAAGUCCCGUCGCCUGCUGAGGAGACUUUCUCCUUCUCAUUUCCGACCGAUGGCAAGCAGGGCGCUCCGCCUCCGCGGACGGCGCCUCUCGCCUCCGCCCUCGCGCCCGCCCUGCGCGCGUCUCGGGGGCAACGAUAGAGGGGGGGUAUAGGCAUAGCCCGUCCCCCCCCCUGUCGUUUGUCCCUCAGCGUCCCCCUCCCGAGUUGAGCGCAGCGCCUGGCGAAGCCCCCCGAGAGAAAAA
Prorocentrum cordatum is the source of this 655-nucleotide messenger RNA. The record is from the annotation of a GenBank genome assembly. NCBI's taxonomy places the organism in Eukaryota, Dinophyceae, Prorocentrales, Prorocentraceae.